This is a messenger RNA of Hemibagrus wyckioides, 2238 nucleotides long. RefSeq names its product UDP-glucuronosyltransferase 2A1-like. NCBI's taxonomy places the organism in Eukaryota, Metazoa, Chordata, Actinopteri, Siluriformes, Bagridae. The record is from RefSeq and is a predicted model, not a curated record. The transcript has a single exon. Gene Ontology annotation, molecular function: UDP-glycosyltransferase activity. Bases 318 to 860 code for a protein of 180 amino acids.
UUUUAAUCAGAACGAGGUUCCUGAAAGUGCUUUUGUACUCACUGUGAAACUUGGCAUGAAUUUGUACAUUUCACUUUACUUUAAGCUCCAUUCCUGGUAACUGCACAGGUUUGUAAAGGUUUAUGAGGACAUAUAAAUGAUUUCACUCAACAUGAAGAAUUGUAAAUAAGAAGGUAAGGAGGUUUUAAUGUACCCUGAAAUAAUAUGUAGUUGAUAAUUAUGUGCAACAUUAAAAUCCUAUUAAAAAUACACACCGAUCAGCCAUAACAUUAUGACCACUGAAAGGUGACGUGAAGAACACUGAUUAUCUCCUUAUCAUGUCACCUGUUAGUGGGUGGGAUAUAUUAGGCAGCAAGUACACCAAGCAGGACGUCAUUAACAACCUGGAAAACUUUAUACAGUACUGGAUAUAUGAUGUUCAACAUGACAACAUAAUCCAGACUUUGCUGAAGAUCAAGGAGAUUGUGGAUGAGACUACAGAGCAGAAUCACGCACUAUGCAGGGAGCUUUUUGGACGUGAAGAUCUGCUGGAGAAGUGGAGAAAGGAGCAGUUUGAAGUCCUUCUGACAGACCCCAUGUUGAUGUGUGGCGAUCUCCUGGCUUUAAAACUCAACCUGCCGCUCAUCAUCAGUCUGAGGUUCAGUUUUGGGAGUUCUAUGGAGCGACUCUGCGGGCAGCUCCCAACACCUGCCUCUUAUGUUCCGGCGGUCAGCCUGAGCUACACGGAUCAGAUGGAUUUCCCACAGAGAGUGAAAAACGUGCUGUUUAAUCUCUUUCAGAACUUUCUGUUCACACUUCUGACCACGUUAAAGUGGGAUCCUUUGUAUACAGAGUGUAUGGGUAAGUCAAGAUACCAAUAAACAAUCUCAUAAAUAUCCAACAUUCCUAGUCACCUCCAUUUUUGUUAACUUGUUGAGGUCAUUGAGGACAAAUAUAAAUGAAGAAUGGUAAAUGAGAAGGUAUGGAAGGAAGUGACCUGUAAUACAGUAUAGUGUGAAUAAUGUAUAAUUAUAGAUUAUAUGGAGUAUUCACAAGCCUCUACGAAUCGAGUCGUUACUAUAGAAACGAUAACAUACUGUACAAGUGUAUUGAUAUGAAAUUGACAGAUUUGCUGUUGUAGAAAAUUAUUCAUCGACUUCUGACCAAUCAGAAUUGAUUCAAAAAUUCUGAAAGAUAUUUUGAAUUCCAAAAAAAUCAAGGAUAAGGGAAAUGAUUUAUAAUCAGUCGCACUCUCCUGUGUCACCCAGAUAAGGACAGGUUCAGUUUUGAGUCUGGUUUCUCUCAAGGUUUCUUCCUUCCCACUUAUUCAUUAAUCCUGAAUUUAUACAUUUUACUCUAAAGCUACUUUGUGACGAUGUCCAUUGUUAAUUGCACUAUACAGAGAUUUUCUGCAUACAGUCAUUAUUGCAGUAAUACUUCUUCCACCCAUAAAAUCAGAGGAUUCAAGGUCAUGAUGAAGCAACGUUACAGGACAAAGUUAUUCUUAACUGUGGUGGAUUGUGCAACUUUGGAAGGUUUUCUUCUUCUUUUCUUUUUUUAAUCCUUCCUUUAUUUACAUUUACAGCAUUUUGUAGACGCCCUUAUCCAGAGCCACGUACAUUGUACCAUUAGUCACAUGUUUCCUCUAAAGUUUGCUGCAUGAGCUCAGAUGUCUGACUCUCCAGCCAGAAUGGGUGUGUGUCAGAGAGCUACGCUCUGUAUUCUGUUCAUGCUGGGUCUGAGACAGUGUGCUUCAGCAGGCAAGAUCCUCAUCUGGCCUGCAGAAUUCAGCCACGGGCUCAACCUCAAAUCCAUCAUAGACGAGCUCAUAGCCAGAGGACACAGCGUGACAGUUGUCACUCACAGUGCCACACCGUCUAUAAAGACAGAGCAGUCUCCGGGCUACAGUGUGAUAGCCAGAUAGCCUGUUUUUAAUCUGUUAAUACAUAAUGUGCUGCUAAAAAAUAAUGUGCUGCAUAAAGCUCUUUUAAAUUAAAAAAAAAAAUCCACAGACAAUGUUUUCUACAGACAUUUAGACCUGUACGUAUGCUCGGUUAUAUGCCUUCAUAACUUCCUCGUUAGCUUAGUCUGGAGUCGCCCCAGUAUGUGUUGUCAUAAUUUGCAUUGAGUCAACAUUAUUAAACAAAUUCAUGGUGAUUUUCAGAUUAAGUUCAACAUUUGCAUUAAAACUUUGUAAACGCUUCACAGCUCACCCUUCACUGAUUUUAUUUCAAGUUUAACAUUGAUGGAGGAAUUAAA